CGAGGCUCUUUUUUCCCCCGUCUCUCAGGUUCCCUCCUUCUCCUCCCGCCCCUUUUCACAGAGCCGCUGCAGCUUCCCGCAGCCGCGCGCUCCCGUCGAUUGGCGGACUCGGAGGAAGGUCCUCCUCCUUUUCUCCCUCCCUCCCUGCCCCCCCUCCCUCGCGAAUGAGAAGCGGUACUGAUUGCGGCGAGGAAGUUUUGGACCUUUCUCGCUGCCGUAGGCUUCUUACACCGCGGCAAGUCCCGACGGGAUCUUUAGCAAGGACCGGCUCAGGAUUUCGAAUGGAGCGGAGUUCGGCGGCAGUAAGCACGGUGAGGCGCCUCCGGAGCCAGGAGCCGCCGCUACACAAUAAUAACCAGCAACAAGGCCGACGGCGGGGACAGCAGCAGCAGCAGCAUCAGGAGCCUCCGAAGAAAAUCUGGGAGAAAGAAGAAGAUGAGCGGGACGGCAAGAAAAAGUCGGCAGGGAGAGGCGCGAGCUCCCUCCCGGAGCUGCUGACGGCGCUCGCGCUGCUCCUCUACUUGCUGGGUCUUCGCGGGCUCGUGCAUGUUUCCUUCCAGCAGUUGGUGAACGAGGCGAGCGACCCCGCGGAAUUCAACGCCCCGCGCGCCAGGAAAUAUUUAGAAAAUAUUACUGCAAUUGGUCCGAGAAUUGUUGGAAGUCCAGAAAAUGAAAUUUUCACUGUUGACUACCUCUUGAAACAAGUUAAAGCUAUUGAAAUUAAAAGCAAUCAUGCCCAUACAAUCUCUGUAGAUAUACAGAGGCCAACAGGCACUUUCAGUAUUGACUUUCUUGGAGGAUUCACCAGUUAUUAUGACAAUAUUACUAAUAUUGCUGUUAAACUGGAACCCAGAAGAGGAGCUAAACAUGCUGUGAUGUUGAAUUGUCACUUUGAUUCUUUACCAGAUACUUCAGGUGCUAGUGAUGAUGCUAUCAGCUGUUCUGUAAUGCUUGAAAUACUGCACACGCUUUCAAAAUCGUCUGAAUCUUUGCAACAAUCUGUUAUAUUCCUCUUUAAUGGGGCAGAGGAAAGUAUCUUACAGGCUAGUCAUGGCUUCAUUACACAACACCCGUGGGCCAAAUCAGUGAAAGCAUUUAUUAAUCUAGAGGCUGCUGGAGUAGGAGGGAAAGAACUUGUGUUUCAGACUGGACCUGAAAACCCUUGGCUGGUACAGGCAUACAUCUCUGCUGCUAAGCACCCUUUUGGUUCUAUCGUGGCUCAAGAGGUGUUUCAGAGUGGUGUCAUCCCUGCAGACACAGAUUUCCGUAUUUACAGAGAUUUUGGCAAUGUUCCAGGAAUAGACCUGGCUUUCAUUGAAAAUGGUUACAUCUAUCAUACAAAAUAUGACACGGUGGAUCGAAUUUUGACAGAUUCUAUUCAGAGAGCAGGUGACAAUAUCUUAGCUGUGCUAAAAUACUUAGCAAAGUCAGAUAUAUCAACCAAAUCUCAGGAGUAUCAACACGGAAAUGUUGUCUUCUUUGAUGUUUUUGGCAUGUUUAUUAUGGCUUACCCAGCUCGUGUCGGUGCCAUUAUGAAUUGCAUCAUUGCGUCAGUGGCCAUGCUUUAUCUAAGCAAAAAAGUUCUACAGCCAAGAAAAAGAGCAAUUACUUAUCUGAAGGAAUUUGCCGUUGCUUUAGGCUUUAUAGUGCUUGGUUUCUUUGUCACCUUCAUUGGCAUCCUUCUUGUGGCAAUAUUUAUUUCUCUUAUUGGACAAUCUCUUUGCUGGUAUACCCACUACUAUGUCGCCCAUUUUCUCUACGGAUCUGCAGCGCUGGCUAUACUGAUUUUUGUGCAUACAUUAGCCAAGAAAUUUUAUUAUAAACAUGCAAAUGAACAGUUCCUAGGAGAACUCUUCUUUGAUGUUCCACUUGCACUUUGGUCUAUUUCAGGAUUUCUGCUUACUUACCAAGGACUUUCGUCUGCAUAUGUUUGUGCAAUAUGUGUAGCUUUUCCACUCCUCACAAAACUAAUGACCUAUAAGGAAUUGAAAGAAAAAGGUGCUACAAUGAAAUUUGUAACAGUUUAUCUCCUGGGAAUGUUUAUUCCAUACCUCUAUUUAAUGUACCUUCUCCGGCUUGUAUUUGAAAUCCUAAUUCCCAUUAUGGGGCGCAGUGGUUCUGAAGCUCCACCAGAUGUAGUCAUGGGUAUUUUCGUCCUUGCAAUAUGCAUAUUUCUGUCUUCCUAUUUGCUCAGCUUUAUUUAUCUGUCCAGAAGCACAAAGUUGACCUUAAUAUCUUUGACAACUAUUUUUAUAGUCACAUUUAUCCUUGUUUCCAGUGGAAUCUUCUUCCCUUUCAGUUCGGAUUUGGCAAACCCGAGGCCUAAGCGAAUGCUUCUUCAGCAUUUAAACAGAAGAUUUCAUAGCCUAGAUGGUCACUUGGAAAAAAGUGAUUCUGGAAUAUGGAUGAAUGGGAUGGACUACAGUGGGAUAUCGCUCAUUACACCCCACCUGCCUGAGCUCAACGACUCUAUUGCAGCCACAUGUGAGGAAGGAUCCCCUCUCUGUGGAUUUCCUUGGAUUCUACCCGUGAACUACUUUUUUCGGAAAACAUGGUAUCUUCCUGCACCAGCAAUUACUCCCCAAAACCCUAUUCGCUUUCAGCUUCUUUCUAAAGAGCAAACACAAUGGGAUUCUACAAAGCUAACCUUUGAAGUAAUAGGUUCAAGCCACAUGGCAUUAUAUCUUCGACCACAUCAAGGCUCAACACUGUCCACUUGGUCUCUUGGAAAUGGAACUCCCCUUGUUAAUAGCUUGAAUGGAGACUAUUUUGUGUAUUAUUCACGUGGGCUCCAUGCCAACCCCUGGCACUUUUGGAUCGAGCUGAAGGGUUCGGACAAAUCCACGAAAGGAAUGGUCACCCUUGCCAUAGCUAACCAUUUUUUUUUUGGAGAAGAUCAAAAGUCAUCUCCGUUACAUGCUUUAUUGGAAAGAUUUCCCAGCUGGAUUUGUCCCUUAAGUUGGACUUCUACCUAUGACCAGUUUAUCUUUUAAUCUAGAAAUUACAAAGGUCAAUUGUCUCUCAAUUGUUGGAUGGCACUUUUGUCCAUAGGAAGCUUGAGUGACUCGGGAAAGAUGGCAUUCCUGACUGAAAGAAAAACUAUGAGGAAUAAUUUAGCCUAAAGUAUAUUUCAAUGGCAGUAUUGAUAAGACCUCUUUGGGGAAGGAGGUCUUUUGUUUCUUUAUUGCAAAAAAAAUAUCACCAGUUUCUGCCACUUGAAUAGUCCCUUCACCUGCUGACAUUAUAACAUGAAACUGCCUUUUGGAAAAUAGCUUUAGAACAGCUGUUCUUGGGUUUUUGCAAUAAAAGGAGCUUUUGAACUGGAGCUACAAGCACAAAAUAACAUACUUUACUGCCUUUAAAUAACACAAGUGCUGCCUUGUGCUUAAUAUUUUGAUGUGUUCUCAUUGACUAAAGAAUUGUUGUAAUUAAGCACCGUUAAGGCUAUCAUGAAGAAUAUGGAGCUGUUAAUGGUAAUUGCUGCAAUAAUGAUACUCAUUUUGAAU
This is a messenger RNA of Thamnophis sirtalis, 3506 nucleotides long. RefSeq names its product endoplasmic reticulum metallopeptidase 1 (gene ERMP1). Gene Ontology annotation, biological process: proteolysis. Lineage: Eukaryota; Metazoa; Chordata; Lepidosauria; Squamata; Natricidae. Gene Ontology annotation, molecular function: metalloexopeptidase activity. The record is from RefSeq and is a predicted model, not a curated record.